Parnassius mnemosyne (clouded apollo) is the source of this 378-nucleotide messenger RNA. Lineage: Eukaryota; Metazoa; Arthropoda; Insecta; Lepidoptera; Papilionidae. The record is from the annotation of a GenBank genome assembly.
AUGAACGGAACUUCCCAGAUCGAAGUCCACCCGUACCUGAACCAGCAGAAGUUGUUCGACCACUGCAAGUCCCUGGGCGUAGCGGUGACGGCAUACUCCCCGCUGGGCUCCCCCGACAGACUCUGGGCGAAGCCCGGUGACCCCCAAUUGAUGGAGGACAAGAGGCUUAAGAGCAUUGCCGAUAAAUACAAGAAGACCAUAGCGCAGGUCCUCAUCAGAUACGCGAUCGAUCGCGGCAUGAUCGUGAUCCCGAAGUCUGUGACGCGUUCCCGCAUCGAGCAGAACUUCAAGGUGUUCGACUUCAAGCUGGCGCCCGAAGACCUGCAGCAAAUCGCGGAGCUCGAGUGCAACGGCAGGGUAUGCAGCAUGGGCGAGUGA